Messenger RNA from Scophthalmus maximus (turbot), 3633 nucleotides. RefSeq names its product nicalin (gene ncln). The transcript is spliced from 15 exons. Gene Ontology annotation, biological process: regulation of signal transduction. Bases 137 to 1870 code for a protein of 577 amino acids. Lineage: Eukaryota; Metazoa; Chordata; Actinopteri; Pleuronectiformes; Scophthalmidae. The record is from RefSeq and is a predicted model, not a curated record. Gene Ontology annotation, cellular component: endoplasmic reticulum membrane.
UCGCCUGAUCAGAAUCACCCAGCGGUUGCUCUGGUCGGUUAGCUAAACUCGGUCCCCGGUUGUCUGUGUGUGUGAGAGCGGUGACAGCUGAAAUCAUUGUUUCAUCCCGGACUGUGCGCUAAAUACAACCGCCAACAUGUUCGAGGAGGCGAGUGAAGUGUUCGACAACAUGUUCAAAUCGUCGUUUCCACUGACGUUCAUCGUGUUCAUCCCGGCGGUGCUGAUCCUGGUGUCGCCGCUCCCGGCCGAAGCGGCACAUGAGUUCACGGUGUACCGCAUGCAGCAGUACGACCUGCAGGGACAGCCGUACGGCACCAGGAAUGCCAUCCUGAACACCGAGGCCCGGACUGUGGAGGCAGAGGUACUAAGUCGCCGCUGUGUUAUCAUGCGACUGGCGGACUUCUCCUAUGAUAAGUACCAGAAAGCCCUGCGCCAGUCAGCGGGGGCUGUGGUCAUCACCCUGCCCAAGAACAUGUCUGCUAUGCCCCAGGACAUAGUACAGCAGUUCAUGGAGCUGGAGCCAGAGAUGUUGGCUACCGAGACCAUCGUCCCUGUGUACUUUGCCGUGGAGGACGACGAGCUGCUGUCCAUCUACACCCAGACCCUGACCUCGUCCUCCUCGCAGGGCUCCUUGUCGGCGGCUGAAGUGCUGCUGCACACGGCCACAGCAAACGGCUUCCAGAUGGUCACCAGUGGAGCUCAGAGUAAAGCCGUCAGCGACUGGGCCAUCACCAGUUUGGAGGGUCGCUUGGCUGGAGUUGGAGGAGAGGACCUGCCCACUAUUGUCCUGGUGGCUCACUAUGACUCCUUCGGUGUUGCGCCAUGGCUGUCGUACGGAGCCGACUCGAACGGCAGCGGAGUGUCCAUGUUACUAGAGCUGGCUCGGCUGUUCUCGAAACUCUACACAUACAAAAGGACUCACGCAGGGUACAACCUGCUGUUCUUUGUGUCCGGUGGAGGAAAGUUUAACUACCAGGGCACCAAACGUUGGCUGGAGGAGAAUCUGGACCACACAGACUACAGUCUGCUGCAGGACAACGUGGCCUUCGUGUUGUGUCUGGACACACUGGGGAACGGAGACUCGCUUCACCUCCACGUGUCCAAACCUCCUAAGGAGGGAACACCUCAGUAUUCUCUGCUCAAGGAGCUGGAGAUGGUCGUGAGCAGUCAGUACCCGGAGGUCAAGUUCUCCAUGGUGCACAAGAAGAUCAACCUGGCCGACGACAUGCUGGCCUGGGAGCACGAGCGCUUCGGAAUCCGCCGGCUGCCGGCCUUCACCCUCUCCCACCUGCCCUCGCACCGCUUGGCUCAGCGCUCCAGCAUCAUGGACGUGCGGUCAGUGUACCCCUCCUCUCAACACGGAGUGGGAGAGCCCCCUGUUGGGCCUCACGUUGAUGUACAGAAACUUGGCAGGAAUGCCAAGGUGGUAGCAGAGGCACUUGCCAGGGUCAUCUACAAUCUCACAGAGAAGGGGGCCCCUGGAGACCUGCAGAUCUUCACUGAACAGAUGCAGGUCCAGGAGGAUCACUUGUCAGCGGUGGUGGACUGGCUCACAGCGCAGCCGAGAGCCGCCCAGCUGUUGGACAAGGACAGCAGCGUGGUGUCCACUCUGGAGUAUCACCUGGGACGCUACCUCAAGGACGUCAAGAGACACUACGUCAAAGCUGACAAAAGGGAUCCAGAGUUUGUCUUCUAUGACCAGCUCAAGCAAACGAUGAACGCUUACAGAGUGAAGCCUGCCAUUUUCGACCUGCUCCUGGCCGUCUGCAUCGCCGCUUACUUAGGGAUGAUGUAUUUAGCGAUCCAGAACUUCGGAGUCCUCUACAGUGUUGUCCGCAGAAUCACCCAGCCCAAGGUGAAGGCCCACUAAACCAACUACGACGCCUUUCCUUCCCCUGAGCCCCUCCCCCCCUCUUUGAAUCCUGAAACUCAAAGCCAGUAAGAACUGCAGGAGCUGGGCCGAGCUGCUGUUCUCACCACGGUUUUCAAACCAGCAGAAUCACUUCCACGUCCCGUAAAUCCUGAUUCUCAAACUAUGAUGUCAGAUCCUGUCCUGCUGCCAACGUUACAUCCAUUUUGGAACGAUCAGGAAUAAUUCUUCUCUCCGCAGAUGUCUCGUCUUUCAUUUCUUGAUUUUUAAAUCACGUGUUCACACGUCAGAGGUUGGAGAUGCGACGACGAUGUCGCCGUACUGGUCGCUCCUCAUUCCUCUUCCUCAGUGCGCUGUGCGAGCGAUCAUUCAGCCAAACUGACGUUGCAUGUUUAUUCGGGCAGCUACAGGGAGAAACUAACCACACAGAUUUUUACUUUUGUUGAGAGAUGUGUUGACCGACCACAUUUCUUAGAGGACGGGUUCACAUUUCUUCAAGUCAGUCUUACUACGAUACUCAAAUUGAUUGGUUGCUGUAGAGGCCCCUUGUCUCUUCUCAUCCUGUGUCUGUUCAUCAAUUGAUUGAUCUAUUGCUUCAGCUCUACAUCUUUAACAAGCUGGUGAGGGGAGCAGCACUUCGUAGACGUUAUGGACACGAGCAAAGAUCACGUCAAUACGUCUGUGACUGUAGAUGAAGGUUUGAUAGUGCUGCAAUAAGCAGACUUUGAAAUAUUCUACCCCGAGAAAAUGACUCUGAAAAUACAGUUUACGGAAAAAACAAGUUGUCUAUAUGAAAUGUGAAGUAGGAUUUAUAUAAUAAUGACUGUAGUGAGUUUAUUAGAGGAAACAGUAGAGCUGAAUGGGAAAAAAAUAAGUCCUUGCCAAAUAAUCAUUGUAUGUAUGAAACUUCCCCAUUUAAUAUACAUAAUGACAAAUGUAAACCGAUUCCACCUUAACAUUUUCCUUAACUCUCUGUCGCCUUUUUCAGGUUUGUCUCUGUGAUUUGAUGUGUCUUACUGUCAAGUCUGUCUUUUUCUGACUUGAUUGAAAAAAAAACCCGAUGCUGGUGAAGUUCUCAGAUCAGAAAGCUCAUGUUACAAAAGGCAAAAGGUCACUCGCACAAACAGUCCCGUUGUCUUGUCUAAUCGUGGACUGUGCGAGAGUACAACGCCAACGCAUCGUGAAGAGAUAAAACUUCCCCCUUCACGCCUUUUUUUUAUCAGUGGAAUCCUGUCGUGGUGUGAACUUCUGCUGCCUGCAACGAAGAAAAAAGUGACUUAAUCAGAUGUUUUUAAAGCUGUUUGAAGGUUUGAAGACCAGCGCUGCAGUAUUUAUACAUUCACAUCUUUAAAUGGGCAAUAACAAAAAGACUGUUCAGAUUGAAUUAGAAAAAAACAGACGAUUAAUGAGAAGUUGUGUCAAUUCAACAACAUGGUUGUCUUUGUCGCUUUCUUGACCUUCUUUCUGCCCUGGUGUUGCCUUGUGUGUUGUUUUUUCCCCACUAUUUUGUAUUUUCCAUGUGUUAUUGCAUGACCUGUAACACUCCCCCACCACCAGUGAGAGGACUUUGUAUCUACCAACAUGAGGGAAAUACUGUGUGGUACAUAUGAGAUUUUGUUUUUUUAAUUUAUUGAAGCAGUUUUCAUUUGUGCACUGAGAUGAACUCUCCUCUGGUCUGAACUCUGCUUCGCCUCAUCCACAACACUUGAUUCUUGGCAAUGAGACAAUAUCAGUUGUGAUUAAAAAUAAAUGAUGAAAAGAAA